Sardina pilchardus (European sardine) is the source of this 2518-nucleotide messenger RNA. RefSeq lists its product as uncharacterized. Lineage: Eukaryota; Metazoa; Chordata; Actinopteri; Clupeiformes; Clupeidae. The coding region runs from base 182 to 1630 and encodes 482 amino acids. The transcript is spliced from 3 exons. The record is from RefSeq and is a predicted model, not a curated record.
GAGUGAGGAAAGUCUAUCGGCACAACAUUCGUGGGGAAAAAAGUUAAUUGUUAACUAAGUUCUGAGUGAACACCGAGUGCCCAACUUUUCGUUUGUUCUUGUAAACCGAAGCGGACACUUCAUUACCAACAUAUUCCAAAGAAGCAUACGGAUUUACAGCGAUCAAGCCCGUGGAAUCGUCAUGCCAAUGAUGAUAUGCGUUAAGACUGUACCAGCGUGUGUUACCCCUGGGAGCGCACAGUCACAGCUUACUAUGGACAGAGAGUUGAGAGACUCCACACUACACCGACUGCGUUACACACUCUCACCGCACACACACACGCAACCCAUGAAGCCUGCCGUGCCUGCAGCGCACACUCACAGAAUGCCGACAAAGCUUGGGACUCCUGGUCACGCUCCCCACCCAGCUGACCAGGCUCCUCUUCAUCCCCGCUACUCCUCCCAUCCAAGCGAACCUGCCUCCCCAUCCUCCUCCUCCUCCUCCUCCACCUCUUCGUCCUCCUCCGUCAGCAAGAACGGGAGUCCCCGGCUGAAGAGGGUGCAGUUUGCGGACUCCGUGGGCCUGCCUCUGACUGAGGUGAGGGUGUUCGCGUGCGAGCCGUCCGUCGAGGCCCUCCAGCGCUGCCCCUUGGCGAUGAAGAGGGCUCAGUGCCCCUUGGCGUCGGGCCUCUGCUCCGGGAGAUGCCCCCUGCACCAGUCCAUGCCCGCGUCCCCGCAGCCUUGCACAGACUACCCAGGGUUCCGAGGAACGGCGAGAGCUCAGGAGCGACCGCUGUUUUCCAUGCACAACGACACCUUGCGCCGGAACGCCACCUUCCAGAAGCCUCUGCCGUAUGGACUACAAAAGGCAGGCCACACACAGGCUAAUGCACACCUGCUUGCCCCAGCACAUGGACCACCUAAGGGAUACACACACACCACAGCACCAACACAGAGCCCAGAACUCACACACGGUACCAUGCGCAUACAGAACCUAGAACUCACACACGGUACCAUGCGCACACAGAGCCCAGAACUCACACACAGUUCCAUGCGCACACAGAGCCCAGAACUCACACACGCUACCAUGCGUACACAGAACCCAGAGCUCACACACGGUACCAUGCGCACACAGAACCUAGAACUCACACACGGUACCAUGCGCACACAGAACCCAGAGCUCACACACGCUACCAUGCGCACACAGAACCAAGAGCUCACACACGGUACCAUGCGCACACAUAACCAAGAGCUCACACGCGGUACCAUGCGCACACAGAACCUAGAACUCACAAACAGUUCCAUGCGCACACAGAACCCAGAACUCACACACGGUACCAUGCGCACACAGACAUCAGAGCACACGCACCCUGCAACACACACGAUGCUCAAAGCGCACCCACAACAGCCCCUCACACACACACUCCCUAAAGGACUCACUCACACACACACACACGCACACACACACACUCACUCUCCGCCCAUGUGCCGUCGUCCCCCCAGCUGUGGUCACUCCGUCAUGGCGUCUCGGCAGCAGCCGGUUUCUUGGCAGCGCAGCCGGUCACCCCUGCCCCCGCCGGACUCUCCUCCCCGCGUCCACAAGCUCCCGGGGCAGAGCUGGUCAUGGCAGAAGGGCAUGGCUGUCCACUGACGAGCGAGCCGACCCACACGCUAUGCCCGCGUGUCAGUACCAGCUGGACCCAGACCAGUUCAAGAUCGGACGUUGUCUCCCGCCAAUCAUGCGGAUACAGUGUGUGCACUGACACAGGGUCUGUGUGAGGGACAGUUGGGGUAGACGACCUUACGUUGUGUGUAACUUUGGGUGCACGGUUGGCUUGGAACUACUUCAGAGGGAGAGACUGGUCCUCUAGCCACAAAGUUUCUUUCACGCGGACCGUGUCACGUCUGAAACCCGGGGGAGAAUGAAACUCUGAACUGUUCCUAAAGAACAGUUCCUAAAGAGCAGUUCAGCCCUGUCGCGAACUGUUCCUAAUGAGGCUCCAGUAAGCUGUUUCAGAGCAGGUUCACCUCUUCUGAACUUCAGGCAGAGCUGUCCCUGCCCUGUUUCCCAGGCCUGCUCAGAUCUGUGUUACAUAACUUGAUUGGCCUUGUUUUGAAAUGCGGAAACUUUGCCACUCAAACAAACACACACACUGCAGCUACCGCUCGCACUGGGUGGUAGCGAUGUGUGUGUGUGUGUGUGUGAGAGAGAGAGAGAGACAGAAUGUUUUAGUAUAAUGCACUAUCCCAACCAACAGUGUUAAGUGCGUGUGUGUGUGAGAGAGAGAGAGAGAGAGAGAGAGAGAGAGCUGUAGUUGUACUAUAGAUACUGUACAUAUUAUGUAUUUUUCAACACAGUACAGCAGUGUGAUGAUUUAAUGUGUGUCUUGUUAACUAUUUAAUGUAUUUAUAAUUUAUAUGUUAUUUUUAUUUGGAUUGCACUGCAUUUUUUAGGAACAACUGCUUUGUUUCAACUGCACAGAAAGUCAUUUGCUCAACUGAAUGUGAAACACUUGUGAAUAAACAUGUGAAAAGGUCA